CGGCGCGUGUGCAUCGCCACUUCUUCUUAAUCUAUCUGUCUGACAUGGUGCUGCUGAAAGUGAUUAAAUAUUUAGUGGGUUGCGUGAUACGUGUCUGCAAUGAGCUAUCCCAGAAUAUGUCAUCGUUGAAUAAAAUGUUUAAAUAUCAUCUAUUGGAGGCGAGCUAGCAGCAAUAGGAGGAGGAGGUGGAGGAGGAAACAACGUGUAGAACUUGUUGAUUGAAUAGUUCAAAGCAAGUUCGUGGCUUAAAUCUUUUGUUUUCAUUCAUAU
Messenger RNA from Drosophila willistoni, 270 nucleotides. RefSeq lists its product as uncharacterized. The record is from RefSeq and is a predicted model, not a curated record. Bases 45 to 167 code for a protein of 40 amino acids. Lineage: Eukaryota; Metazoa; Arthropoda; Insecta; Diptera; Drosophilidae. The transcript is spliced from 2 exons.